AUGACUUGUCCUUUGUGGAAGGGUGAUUUUAUGAAGAGUGUGAUUGUCUCCUACUCUCCUAUACUUUCUUCUCUUAAGCCAUUUGUUCUGGGUGUUCACCCAUCAAUUAGAGGUGAAGUUUGGGAAUUCUUACUGGGACGUUACGAUCCUAGCAGCACUUUUGAGGAAAGAGAGCAAAUACGACAGCGUCGAAGAUAUGAACUCUUGAGAUGGGCAUAUGCUGCUCUCCCCCAGUUCGUCGCGCCUCGAUCUGCCGCUCUCUCGUCCGCCUUUCCCAGAAGGAGUCCACCUCCACCUGGUCCUCCGCCUCCGUGGUGGCGCGAAGAAGAAGCUCGGCUGAGGUGCAGUAACGAAGCCCUCAAGGAAGAGAUGGAAGAGAAAAGAAGGGCUCAGAUUACUUUCAUGAGGAAGAAGGAUUUCAGGAAAGAGCAACUAGUUCUUGAGGACUUAGUGCUAGAAUACAUAGUAUGAUAGAUUUUUGUUUUAGCUAUAAGAUAGUUGGUACUUUCAAUUUUGAAUCGAAUAUGCAAUGAUGAUGUAUACUUGAUACUUGGUUCAUUUGGAUGGUAAUGUAUGAAUAUUUUGG
Salvia miltiorrhiza (redroot sage) is the source of this 586-nucleotide messenger RNA. RefSeq lists its product as uncharacterized. Bases 1 to 471 code for a protein of 156 amino acids. NCBI's taxonomy places the organism in Eukaryota, Viridiplantae, Streptophyta, Magnoliopsida, Lamiales, Lamiaceae. The transcript has 5 exons. The record is from RefSeq and is a predicted model, not a curated record.